Messenger RNA from Jaculus jaculus (lesser Egyptian jerboa), 933 nucleotides. Its product is annotated as olfactory receptor 491. The record is from RefSeq and is a predicted model, not a curated record. Gene Ontology annotation, molecular function: G protein-coupled receptor activity; olfactory receptor activity; odorant binding. Gene Ontology annotation, cellular component: membrane. Gene Ontology annotation, biological process: G protein-coupled receptor signaling pathway; sensory perception of smell. The transcript has a single exon. Lineage: Eukaryota; Metazoa; Chordata; Mammalia; Rodentia; Dipodidae. The coding region runs from base 1 to 933 and encodes 310 amino acids.
AUGGAGGGUGUAAACCACACCAAAGUGACAGAGUUCAUCAUUUUGGGGUUAACAGAGGAUCCAACUUUGUGUGUUUUCUUCUUUGUUGUAUUUCUGGGAAUAUAUGUUGUCACCUUACUAGGCAAUAUCAGCAUCAUCACUUUAAUAAGAAGUUGUCCCCAGCUCCACACCCCCAUGUACCUAUUCCUUAGUCAUCUGGCUUUUGUAGACAUUGGUUAUUCCACAUCAGUCACACCUAUUAUGCUAAUAGGAUUUGUUUCACCUAGAAUGGCUCUCCCUGUGGCUGCCUGUGAAACUCAACUCUGUUCUGUGGUGACAUUUGGGACAGCCGAGUGCUUUCUUCUGGCAGCUAUGGCCUAUGAUCGUUAUGUGGCCAUCUGUUCUCCCCUGCUCUAUUCCACACAUAUGUCCCCCGAAGUCUGUUUUCUCUUAGUUGGGGCUUCCUAUGCUGGUGGUUGUGUGAAUGCUUGGACAUUUACUAGUUGUUUAUUGAGUCUGUCCUUCUGUGGGCCAAAUCAGGUAGAUCAUUUUUUCUGUGACUUCUCCCCUUUGUUGAAACUUUCCUGUUCAGAUGUCACCAUUAUUGAAAUAAUUCCCUCCAUCUCUUCUGGCUCCAUCAUUGUGGUUACAGUGAUUGUUAUAGCUGUCUCCUACAUCUACAUCCUCAUCACCAUCCUGAAGAUGCGCUCUACUGAGGGCCGCCACAAGGCCUUCUCCACCUGCACCUCCCACCUCACUGCGGUCACUCUCUAUUAUGGAACCAUCACAUUCAUUUAUGUGAUGCCCAAGUCCAGCUACUCAACUCAACAGAACAGGGUGGUGUCCCUCUUCUACACAGUGGUGAUCCCCAUGUUGAACCCUCUUAUCUAUAGUCUGAGGAAUAGAGAUGUAAAAGAGGCCUUAAGAAAGGCAACUGUGAAAAUGUAUUCAUAG